Messenger RNA from Coprinopsis cinerea okayama7#130, 1644 nucleotides. RefSeq names its product T-complex protein 1 epsilon subunit. NCBI's taxonomy places the organism in Eukaryota, Fungi, Basidiomycota, Agaricomycetes, Agaricales, Psathyrellaceae. The coding region runs from base 1 to 1644 and encodes 547 amino acids. Gene Ontology annotation, biological process: protein folding. Gene Ontology annotation, cellular component: chaperonin-containing T-complex. The transcript has 10 exons. Gene Ontology annotation, molecular function: ATP binding; ATP hydrolysis activity; ATP-dependent protein folding chaperone. The record is from RefSeq and is a predicted model, not a curated record.
AUGUCCGCUCCAGUCAUCGAUCCAAAUUCCGCCGUCUACACUACAGACGAGUAUGGCCGUCCGUUCAUUAUCUUGCGCGAGCAGGGCAAGAAAACACGAACCCAUGGUCUCGAGGCAAUCAAGUCACACAUUCUUGCUGCAAAAACCGUGGCCAACAUUGUCCGGACAUCGCUAGGCCCCCGAGGACUGGACAAAAUCCUAAUCUCACCGGAUGGCGAUAUCACUGUGACCAACGAUGGUGCGACGAUUCUGGGUCAGAUGGAGGUCGAGCACCAGAUCGCGAAGCUUUUGGUCCAGUUAUCGAAAAGCCAGGACGAUGAGAUUGGAGAUGGUACAACCGGUGUAGUCGUCCUCGCUGGUGCCCUGCUGGAACAAGCAGAAGCCCUCCUCGAUCGCGGUAUUCACCCAAUAAGAAUCGCAGAUGGCUUCGAGCAAGCCUGCGCAGUCGCAGUCAAGCACCUCGACACCAUCUCUGAUCAAAUCGAAUACUCAAAAGACAACACCGAUAACCUCAUCAAAACAGCCAUGACCUCUCUCGGUAGCAAGAUCGUCUCAAAGGAGCACCACCAAUUCGCCCAAAUCGCGGUCGACGCCGUCCUCACUGUGGCAGACAUGGAACGCCGCGACGUCCCCUUCGAUCUCAUCAAGGUGGACGGAAAGGUCGGCGGCUCGCUGGCCGACACCGUCCUCAUCCGCGGCGUCCUCAUCGACAAGGACAUGUCCCACCCGCAAAUGCCCCGCGUCGUGCACAACGCCAAACUCGCUAUCCUCACCUGCCCCUUCGAACCUCCCCGCCCCAAGACCAAGCACAAGUUGGACAUCACGAGCGUGGAGGAGUUCAAGAGGCUGCAGACGUAUGAGAAGGAAAAGUUCCAGGAUAUGAUCCAGAAGGUGAAAGAUACUGGAGCGAAUUUGGUCAUUUGCCAAUGGGGCUUUGAUGAUGAAGCCAAUCAUUUGCUUAUGCAGAAUGAGUUGCCGGCUGUGAGAUGGGUUGGUGGGCCUGAGAUUGAGUUGAUCGCGCUUGCGACUGAAGGAAGGAUCGUACCCCGAUUCGAGGACCUCAGCGCUAAAAAGCUCGGUUCGGCUGGUAUCGUUAGGGAACUCUCCUUUGGUACCACCCGCGACAAGAUGCUCGUCAUCGAGGAGUGCCCCAACACCCGCGCUGUCACCAUCUUUGUCCGUGGUAGCAACAAGAUGAUUGUCGACGAGGCCAAGCGAGCAUUGCACGAUGCACUUUGCGCCGUUCGUAACAUCGUCGUGGAUAACCGCAUUGUCUAUGGUGGAGGAUCAGCGGAUAUCAGUUGUUCAGUUGCUGUUGCAAAGGCUGCUGAUGAGAUCCCCACAAUCGAACAAUACGCCAUGCGCUCCUUCUCGCAAGCCCUCGACGCCAUCCCGCUCGCCCUCGCCGAAAACAGCGGUCUUUCCCCGAUUGAGACGCUGACUGAAGUCCGGGCUCGACAGGUUACGGAGAAUAACUCGAGGUUGGGAAUUGAUUGUAAUGGGAGGGGACAUAAUGACAUGAAAGAACAAUUCGUCUACGACCCUCUCAUUUCCAAACGACAGCAAUACCUGUUGGCGACUCAGCUGGUUAGGGCUGUGUUGAAGAUUGAUGAUGUGAUUAAGGCUGGGGAGGCUGAUGAGUAG